GCGCCGCGCCAGGCCGAGCCGAGGCAGACUCACCCGCGAUUCGUCCGCGAACGUCUCUCGGAGCGUUGCGAACCGCCAAUUUGCCGUCAAGGAAGGUCGUCCGCGGGCCGCGACUCCGUGACCACCUCGACGUCGUGAACGCGUCCGCAGGUUCCUCCAGGAUGGGCUGGGCCCCGGGCGCGCUGCUGACGGCGCUCGCAGCGCUCGUCGCCGUCCGCGCCCAGAUCACCGAGCCCGGCAUCUGUCCGUUCAGCACCCCGGUGUCGGACUGGAACGAGGAGCAGUUCGUGUCGGAGCCGUGGUACGAGAUCAAGGCCUUCGCGGUGCCCGGGGUGCACGACGCAGCCUUCUCCCCCGGCUGCACGCGCUGGCACUUCGCCAAGUCCGACGACGGCCUCGGCCUGCACGCCCGGCUGGCGUACCGCGGAAGGGAGGGGGACGGCAUCAUCCGUGCGUUCGCCCAGUACACCAACUCGGAGAGGUACCCCCGCUUCAACCUGACGUUCCACGACCUGGCCGGCGCCGCCGCGCCGCGCUCCGUGGACAUGAAGCUCAUCGCCACGGACUACGACGACUUCGCCCUGCUGUGGGGGUGCAACGAGCCCAACCUGUUUGAACGCAACGUGGUGUCCUGGGUGCUGAGCCGGCGGCCGUUCCUCUCCGAGGCCGCGCAGGAGGCGCUGAGGAGCGCGUUCCGCAAGCACGACAUCCGGGCCGAGAAGUUCGUGGACACGGACCACGACCAGCAGACCUGCGGCGCGCCCUACAUCUCGGCCGCCAUGAGCGCGCGGCCCCUGCCGGGCGUGGACGACGGCGUGGACAGCGUGUUCGCCGCGUACCGGCCUGGACAGCAGGCCGCGGGGCUUCACGCCGAGCAGGAGACGUCGCCGUCCUCGGACCAGCCUAGCGACGACGAUAGCGCGUCAGCGGACGGGGUCGACGCGGUCGACGCGGACGUGUCGUGGAACUACGUGGGCGCGGCGUGGCCGCUGCUCAGCUCGCAGGCGGUGCUGGUGGCGGUGCUGCUGGCGCUGGCCGUCGUGUCGCUCAUCGCCAGCCUCCUCACCUUCCGCGCCCUCAUGCAGCGCGUGCAGCGGCGCCGCGGCGUCGGCGCCUCCAAGCCCAUGCUGCCCAUGCACCGCCAGGACGUGAUCGUGGCCACGCUGGGCCCCGUCGUCGACUACAGCCGCUUCGGCGGCCUCGGCCAGGGCCUGGUGCAGACCAGGAAGCACGCCGCCGACCAGGGCAGCCAGGGCGACUGGCCUCGGACAUGACUCGGCCAGACGGGCCAGUCCCGGCCGCGUCCACGCUCCCGGCCAUCCGGAGCUGCCGUCCUACGGUAGGGCUCCAGCUAGCCCCGUAGCCUCCCCCCCUCCCUUUCAUCCAGUUUGCUCGUUUGGCCCUUUGCCUGGUCCCCUUUCCACAUUCUGUUCAAGCUUCAAGUCACCACCGUAGAAAUCUCCUCUGAAUUUCUAACUGCGUAUUAUUGUGUUCAAUGAAUCAGGUCACGUCACAUCCCGUUCCCCUUGUAUUUAGCCUGAAAUUUGAAAGUUUCUCAGAAAAGUUAAAAAAAAAUGUAUAUUUUUGCCAAAGCUCUCAAUUGACAACGACUUGGCCACAGUUACUACUUACUCCUCACUGUGAUUAUUUUCUUCUUAUGAGGCUUGUCUUUCUUGCCAAAUAUUUGCCCACUAGACACACCACAUCAAAUCAGUUAGUAUUUACGUGAUGUGUUCAGUGGGCAACAGUUAGCUAAUUGUGUCAAAAUCUUGUACCAAAUAUUUUUUUAAAAACUAACGUAUGGUUGGUCUUAUUGUAAGGGUAUUGAUGUUAAAAUAUAUUUUUUUAGUUGUAUAUUGUUAUAAUGUUGCCACAAAGUGUGUCAAAUAAUUUUAGUGUGAUAAUGAAACAAGACAAAGAAGAGGGUUUCCCACUUUGGGAAUCAAUUAAAAGCUACAAUUGAUUUCCAUUGACGUGAGGUCAUGACUAAUAUUAGGAACGAAUGGGUAUCACGCGUGUUUGCUAGUAUUACUAGAUUGGUUCAAUCUAAAAGUAUAGAGUGUCGUCUCUUGCAAAGGUUAAAUGUAUAACGACAAUCUGCACAAGCUCUGCUUUUUCCUUUGCCAUUAUUUAAACACGGCUUUUGUGAUCAAUACUAGGGAAGUCUCUCUGUGGCCAUACUGUGCUAAUAGUCAUUUUUUUUGGUGUAAUGUUAAACUACUGUAUUAUAAACAAGCAUCCAACUUUGUGGUGGGAAAGCUGUCGUGUGAUGUUACAACAAUACACUCAAAGAAAACAUGGCGUUAGGUAUUGUGUAAGUGACAGCUCUAGCCGUGGCUGUUGCGAUCAUUCUGUGAUGAAUAUUGUAAAUGUGCCGUGACUAAUUUAUUAUUUUUGUACCGCCAUAGCAUGUAAUAAGUCAUCUUUCUUUCCAAAAUGCUAUGUUUGCCUUGUUUAAAUAAAUUGAACUCAUCUUGAGAAA
This is a messenger RNA of Thrips palmi, 2482 nucleotides long. Its product is annotated as lazarillo protein-like. The transcript is spliced from 6 exons. NCBI's taxonomy places the organism in Eukaryota, Metazoa, Arthropoda, Insecta, Thysanoptera, Thripidae. Bases 162 to 1274 code for a protein of 370 amino acids. The record is from RefSeq and is a predicted model, not a curated record.